Molecule: messenger RNA, 520 nt
Organism: Medioppia subpectinata
Lineage: Eukaryota; Metazoa; Arthropoda; Arachnida; Sarcoptiformes; Oppiidae
Source: the annotation of a GenBank genome assembly
CUCGCUCAUCGAUGGCGAUCCCAAUACAGACUAUCUUAACGGCAAUUAUGUUAACGGAUAUAAACAGAAGAAUGCAUUCAUUUCAACACAAGGUCCUAUGCCAAAAACUUUCAAUGACUUUUGGCGAUGCGUUUGGGAAAACAAUUGUUGUGUGAUUGUAAUGACCACUAAGACAAUCGAGAGGUGUUGUAAUAAGUGUGGCCAGUAUUGGCCACUCGCUGAGGAGACGAGUUGUGAUUUUGGACAAUAUCACGUCCAUAACAAUGGAGUCGAUGAACACAAAGAUUGGAUCAUUACAUCACUGGUUGUAAAUGACACUAAAACAGGUAUUACCCGAGAAAUAACUCAUAUGCAGUUCAUAAGUUGGCCCGACUAUGGCGUCCCCCUCUCUGCAGUUGCAAUGUUGGACUUCAGAGACAAAGUACGGGAAUAUCAAUCGCACGCAACCAAAUCAAUGGGUUCCCUAUGGACUGGUCACCCAUUAGGUCCUCCUAUAGUUGUUCACUGCAGUGCAGGCAUU